Molecule: messenger RNA, 738 nt
Organism: Cryptomeria japonica (Japanese cedar)
Lineage: Eukaryota; Viridiplantae; Streptophyta; Pinopsida; Cupressales; Cupressaceae
Product: E3 ubiquitin-protein ligase ATL59-like
Exons: 1
Coding region: 1-738 (245 amino acids)
Biological process (GO): protein ubiquitination
Molecular function (GO): transferase activity
Source: RefSeq, a predicted model, not a curated record
AUGGAGGCCAUCAACAGGGAGGCCGCCCGGGGUUUGGAGCGGGUGGUCAUCGAGAGCAUUCCCAUUUUCAGCUACAGUCUGGUGAAGCGCCUCAAAUCACAGGCCAACUGCUCCGAAUGCGCGGUCUGUCUGAGCGACUUCGCGGAGGACAACAUGCUGCGGUCGCUUCCCAAGUGCAGCCACGCUUUUCAUCCGGAAUGUAUUGACGGCUGGCUCUUCACUCACACCACGUGCCCUGUGUGCCGGACAAGCCUUUGCGAAGACAUUCCAACGGCUACAGGCUUCGGUGUAGUCGAACAGCAAUCGCUUCCCGGCGAGGUCACCGUCGUUAUUGACAACGGAGCCGGAGUUAACCCCUUCAUAGAUAUUUCAGAUGAUGAUACAACGGACGAAGCUUCAGGGCGUGAUUCGAGGGCGUACUCGUUGGUAAGGGUAAGGAAGGAGACGGAGCAGCCGAGUGAGUGGUACAUCGCCACAGCGGAGGGUCUCACGCCUGGUUUGCAUGGGAGUUACAGCUUCGUAGGCGUGCAUUAUUUGCAUGAGCCGUCAGGUUCUCAUGCCCUGUUCGAGUGCUCUAAACGAGGCGGGUUUGUCGGCAAUGCAGGGCAUGGAUCAAGAUCUGAAAGAUGGGGCCGGAUUUCUAUAAAGCCGGCCUUGGUUUUGAGGACGUUUUCUGAGCGCUUUAUCCCUCGAGCUAGAGGUCAAGUUGGUGCUGAGCAGCAGGAUAACAUGGCUUAA